GGGUUGUCCACCAAGCAGUAUCCGAAUUGAUUACUGAAUCGUCCACUGGAGGUCGCUGUAUAGAAGACGCCGAUUUCAUUUAUCUAUCUUCAGAUUACAGAGUAUUGAAUCAUGGGCUGUGGAGACUGUCUAGCUGGCUGUGCCAGAGUGCUACUCAUAGUCUUUAAUUUCAUCUUCUGGCUGUCCGGAGCCGCAAUCUUGGGUAUUGGGAUUUGGUUCCUUGUUGACCCCAACAUCUCGUCCUACCUGGAUGUCAUUCAGGUCAAAGGUGAAGGCGAGCUUCUUAAAUAUGCAGCAUACAUCUUCAUCGCGUUUGGUGCUUUCGUCUUCGCUGUUGGAUUUUGUGGAUGCUGUGGGGCCAUCAGGAACAGCCAGUGUCUGCUUGGCUUUUACAUCUUCUUCCUGGUGGUCGUGUUCGCUGGAGAGCUGGCUGCAGGUAUCCUGGUGGCUCUGUACAGAGGAGAUCUGGAAACCAAACUGGAAGCUGAACUGAAGAGAAAGAUCAAGGAAGAAUAUGAUUACGCUAACAGGUCUUCAGUGGGAGAUGCCAUUGACAAGGUGCAGAUGGAGCUCAAAUGUUGUGGUGGAUCAAACUCAUCGGAUUAUAACAAAAGCAACUGGAGCACUGCUACUAAACUUGUCUACCCUGAAUCCUGCUGUACCAAGGAUGCAAACAACAACAUUGCUGAUCUGAGUCAGUGUCAAGCUGGGACAGGCUCCUACAAUAAAAGGGGAUGCAAGGAUAAGCUGAUUGAAUGGAUGAAACAACACAGCACCAUCAUCAUUGGUGUUGGAUGUGGCAUUGCUGGAAUACAGAUCAUUGGCUUGGUGUUUGCCAUUGCACUGUGCAGACAGAUCCGGUCUGAAGAGAAGUGCUAAAUGUCUGUAUUAGACAUUACAGCAAAACAUCAGCAUUGGAGAUGGACAGAGGAUAUAUCGAUGAGUUCAACAACAGUGAAUGACAGUAGAACAUGCCUUAGUAGACGUAACAUAGCAAGAAACUAGUGCUCAGCCUGUGACAAGUUCACACAUGAAAAUGUCUAUUUGUCUUUCGUCAGAGAUUGUAGUUACAGAAAAAUGGCAUCUGUACAUUUUCCAUGACAGCUGUUAAAGAUUUUGGCAGAUAGUGUCCAUUACCUCCAGUAAGGACUUCACCUCUCCUUUUAAGCUUUGAUUCCCUUAUUCUUUUUGUGGUCUCUGCUUAGCUUGGACUGUUUCUAUGUAUAACUGAUCUAUUUUUCUGUAAUUUUAAUUAACAUGUUUUUGGUUUAUGUUUCCAAAAUUGAGAGGCUUCUGUGGUGUUUCAACAACAUGAGGAAAAUGACUUCAAGACUAUGAAUAUGAUGGAACUGAAAGGCUCUGCUUAGCUGAAUGUGGGGAUUUUGGAUUUGUUUUUGGUUAAAGAUAAAUGUCCAAGCUAUACAGAGACUAUUUCUCUCAUCCAUUGAAUAAUCAAGAGAUCUGGUUCAUGUGUAUAUUUCAGUGUUAUUAUAUCGAUGGUGAACAUAUUGUGGUGUCUCAUUCCAUUCCUUCAAAUAUCCUGACCUCAGAAAAACAACAAAAUGCAUUCUUUUUCCAUUUUAUCAAUUGAUAAUGUAUGCACUUUGUAUUGUUGGUGCAAUUUUCAUAUGGUUGUUAUUUUCUUGCACAGCAUGAACUCUCGGAAUGAGACUUUCAGAACAGCUGAACUGUUACUACUGUCAUGGUAGACAUGCAGUUGAAUGGAAUUUUGGAAUCUGGAGAAAUUCACUCACUUAAUUCUUGAGCAUCACUAUCUGGAAACAUGGUAUGUGAAUCUAGUCCUUCAUCUCAGUGUGUACGUUACCAUGGUAACUAGUCCAUUUGACGACAGGCCGUAAUCUUGCUGCUGAUAGUAUGUGAUGCCACGUCAGUGUCUAUUCUGCUAUUGUAUGUUUUCUCCAUGUAAUUCUCGGACGACACUAGUUGGCAUAGUGUUAGGUUAUUACUUCCCUUGUUUAUGACAAGGAUGCUCAGUGGUAUUACAGUUAGAUAGUUAUAAUAACCAAAUAUGUUGUUAUUAUUGAAAUUUACACAGAUCCACUUUGGAUGACUAAUUUAUCUUUCACAAUUUUUUAAUGAUUCUACCAAUGUCUUUUUUUAUUCUAUAGGUUUGAGCUCCAAAUACAUUUACAGUUUUUAAUGUAUCACAUUCAGAUAUUUAGAGUUUUUAGUACCCUUAAAAAUAUAUAUUUUUGUGUUAAUACACAGAUUUGAUUAAAUUGCUCAAGUGUUUUCUUUCUCUAUCUCUGACAUGUUUUUUUUCAUCUUUUGUUGAGUAUUUUCAUUGUUUCAAGCACAAGAGGUAUUACAGUGCUAUAACCUGACUUACUUGAUCUUUGUUUAGUAUUAUGUGCAAUAUGCCUGAUAAAGUAUAGAUGGAUCUAUCAUCAGCUUGAGUUUUGUUUGUAAUUAUGUUGAUCAUGAUAAUACAGUAACCAUGGUUACCAACAUGAAAGUAAUCAUGUGACAUGUUAUGUGGCUUUGUUUUUCGGAUUGGUACCUGUCUAUAUUUGCAAUGCUGAAACUAAUACAUGUAUUUAGGAUUCUGCUUUUAUCAUGCUUAUGGGGGUUUGGCAUUGUUUGGACAUACAUUUAUUCCAUGCUGUUAUGAUCGGGAGAUUGUGCCAGUAUGCAUAUCGCCCCAGUGAAUCUCCAUUGCUACAAUUGCGGAGGAAACUUGACAUAGUGGAUUUUUUAAAGACCAUCUCUUUGUUUGAGACAUAUGUUCAUUGCUUGAUUUAAUGAAAAUAUUUUGAAAGAAAAUGGAAUUGAAAUAUGUGAAGAUUGAGUUUUGCCCAUUUGUGCCCCAUGGUGAUGUAAUGACAUUGGUUUCAGCCUGAAUGUUAGACUGAGUUAGGAUUAGGAAUAUCUUGCAGGUAUUUUGGCAAUAACAAAAACAUGAAGCGAAUAGACAAAGCAGACAGGAUAUUCAUGCUUUACAAAUUUUAUUAUUAGUGUAAGAAAAAUCAUUAAUUGUUAAAGUUGAUGUUUAUGACCCAAUUGUUAGAUUGAAAAUUGAAGCUUUUGAAAUGGCAGCAGAAUGUCUUCUAUAAUGUUAUUGUUGACUGUAAGUUGUGGAAGAGUAUUCCCUGUUUGUUGAUUCUUCAGUGUUACUCCUUGUUGGUUUGUGGUGAUCAUGUCAUGAAGUCCUACAUCUCACUUGAUGUUCAUGUUACUUCCAUUUUGUGGUGAGACAGGUCACCCUGAUGACAUAUUUUUAACAUUUUCCACAAAGGCACAGUUAACUAUAAAUAUGUCCAAUGUUUUCACAGAUCAAAGCAAAAGAAUGUGCCUUAGUUUGGUAUCGGUUUCACUGAGAAAUUGGCAAUGUUCAUGCUACGAGUCUACAAAAUUUGGUUUACAGACACAGGUAAUGGCAGAGAUGUACGGCAAAUUAAAAUUUAUGAAAAAGAACCGGGACUUUUCAAGCAAUGGCAGUAUAUCGAAACGUGUAGUAAAUGUUUCAAUAUUUUGUUGUGACCUAUAUAUUGCUUGCUCUAGUUUGACCAUUUGUCAUCUAGCUAGGUUAUAUGCCCUUUAUGAUUGUGAAUACUCACAUCGCUUUGCCACAUUGAUAUAAAUAUUUAUGUUCAUUUGCAGAACGUAUUUAAAGUACUGUAAUUUUCAAAAGCAUGACAUGUUGUAUUUUCAGUGUGUGUCUUUCAUUUUCAAUGCAACUUUGCAAGUUCACAUUAUAUGAAUGUACAAUUUUUCUCACUGGAAGCCAGUAUUUGCACUUCUUGUCAGCUUUACACAUGGUUGAAGGCUUUAUAUAUUCAAACACCCAUGACCUUACUUUUUGUAGCAUAUAUUUUACAUCUUGUUAUGCAGAGCGCUUUUUUCCUUAAAAUGUUUGAUAAUGUUAUUAAUUUAUAAUUUUGGAGUUGAUACAAAAUGAUUGUACAUCAAGACUAAUAAUGCAGUGUUAAUGUGCCUGCAAAGUGACAGGAAGUAUGCGUCGAUGUGUCGGUGAUUAGUAUCUUGAUAGGGAAGUUGGAGCGGUGGAAAUGACAGCCCUACUUCACAUCAUGCUAUUUCUCUUUCUCCAGGUUUUUUGUAUGGGCCUAAUUGUAUUUUAAAUAAUAAUAUUCAAAUGGCAUGUUUUAUUAUGUAAAACAUUUAUAUCUUAGAAUGUUGAUUGUUUCCUUCUAACAAAUAGCUUAACAUAGCUGUGUGAUAAGAACUGAAUUCUAUUAUUUACGUGGAAUAUUGAUGUUUUAUUCUGACUGAUCACAUGCUCAAGUUAUCACUUGCCUCCAGUGUAUCUUCAUGCUUUUUCCGGACAGUUGUAAAAUAAGAAAUAAAAUUGGUAUUGCUAAAGUAAAAAAAUAGUCACACUUCUGAAAUUAUGGUUGAACUAAUGUUAACACAAACAAAAGAUUUCCAAAGUCAGAGCCUACCUUCACAUAAUGUUUUGGUCAAAAUCAUCCCAGAACCAUUGGCAGGUUCGACCUUUUGAUAGUUAGGACCGACCUUUUGAUAUUCCUAGACAUUCUGGGAGAUAUUUUUUAAUAUAACUUGUUCCAGAAAAUAUUGUGAAAUGUAUUGUAAACACAUUUGUUAUUUAUUGUUUGGCCCUUCCUUCCUCUUACAGGAAUAUAUUUUCAUGUCUUGAAGCUCUGACUGAAAUGAAAUAGUGAACGUAGGUCAAUUAGGUCCUUGGGUUUCUUCCCCUGCCCCUUCUCUGACAUUGGCAAUAUUACUCAAUAAAGUUCCAGUUCUGCUGCAGGAGCUCCAUUAGGACUGGAAAAGAAGUAUUGUAGUUUGGUCAUAUCUGAACUUUUGAAACUAAGAAUCAUAUCUUUUUGUACUUGAAAAAUAAUUGUUUGGUACAUGUUUACAGCAAACUAGCAAAAUGUUUUUUUUCAACAAUAUGGUCAACAAAUUUAACAAGAUUGUUUGUAUUUAUACCUACGUAUAUAUCAAAAGACUUGAAGUAUAUUCAUCCAUCAUGAAAUCUUUGGAGUAUUCAUCUCUCCAUUUCUUACAGGUAUAUGUAUUUUCAUCAAAAUUUCCAAGGUGGAAAAAAAGUAGAUUUUUUGGUAGGAUUUGACUAUUAUUAGUGUAUGUUGAGUGUUAUUUUGUUAAUGUGUCUAACAGAUACUCAUCAUAUUGUAAUGUCUUGUAUUGUAAGCUGUAGAAGAUAUUUGGAAGGAUCGAUCUGUAGCCAAGCAGUGUGCAGUUUGUGUGCAUGUUCUGCCUUGUUUUCUAUACUUUUGUGUAAUGUUGUAAAUUGAUAUUUUGUAAGAUUAAAUCAUCUUAUAUUCCGUAAUAAAAUAAAUCAGUGUUA
Haliotis rubra (blacklip abalone) is the source of this 5311-nucleotide messenger RNA. RefSeq names its product CD82 antigen-like. The coding region runs from base 112 to 879 and encodes 255 amino acids. The transcript is spliced from 9 exons. The record is from RefSeq and is a predicted model, not a curated record. Gene Ontology annotation, cellular component: membrane. Lineage: Eukaryota; Metazoa; Mollusca; Gastropoda; Lepetellida; Haliotidae.